Odontomachus brunneus is the source of this 3516-nucleotide messenger RNA. Its product is annotated as 7SK snRNA methylphosphate capping enzyme. The record is from RefSeq and is a predicted model, not a curated record. Lineage: Eukaryota; Metazoa; Arthropoda; Insecta; Hymenoptera; Formicidae. The transcript has 7 exons. Gene Ontology annotation, biological process: snRNA modification. Bases 167 to 2554 code for a protein of 795 amino acids. Gene Ontology annotation, molecular function: O-methyltransferase activity; snRNA binding; RNA methyltransferase activity.
ACAACGCCCUCUGCAGUUUACUGGUUUCGUCGACAAACCAGCUAUUCGCCAUCGUGAACCGUGUGAAGUGACUUCAAGAGUGUGCUCCAGUCGAGCACAAACCAUAUACGAGUCAAUCCAAGAAGCGUCGUGCUUGUAAGAGUAGCUAUUUGAAAGAUUUGGAAAAAUGUCCUCCGUACAAGUAGAUCGACCCACCAAAAUGAGUCACCAUUCACAUAGUAAGAAAGAAUGUGAUAACAACAAGUCCAGAAAACAGUUCAAUCUGUCCUAUAAGAAGCACAACAAACAUGAUGAUCGUGGAGGAGGAAUCGGUUGUGGUGGGGGAAGCGGCAGUGGUAGCAGUUCUUUUCCAAGUUUUAAGUUUGGACGAAAACGUUCACAAAGCAACAAUGGUGGAAAGUUCUUUCCACCUUAUAAACGACGUAAAAAGGACGGCAACAACAUUAUUCCACCUACGAAAUUUCUUUUAGGCGGCAAUAUUCGCGAUCCUUUGAACUUAAACAGUAUGCAAGAUGAAGAAGUAAAUCGCGCCAUGAACGCAGUGACGCCAAAAUCCAGUCCUAUCCCUACUCCAAAACAUAAAAAAGAUGUAAUAGAGGUGUUAAUUCCACCCAAUAUCCAAGAUCCGCUACUUUUAACGUGUAAUGACAAUGAAGAAUACGAAAAGCAGUUAUUUCCUCUGAGAAAAACGUCUAAACGCAGAAAUAAGAAAAAAAGACGAGCCUGUUCUUCUUCAGUGAAAGAGGAGAUUACAAAUGAAAUUGAGGAAGCUAAACGUAUGAAGACAAAUGAUUCUGAGCUUUGUGAAAUGGUGGAAAGUGCAGCGGAAAAGAGUCCCAGCGAAAGGAUCCAGCCGACGGAUUCCGAAAUGGCACAAGAUAAGAAUUCUAUGGAGAACAAAGUGGAAAGUCCUGAAAAAGAUAAAAAUAAGGGAAAUGUAGGAAAAAUUGGUAAAAUAGGAAACAAAUUGGAGAGAGAAGACAAAAACAAAUUGCGAUUAAAAGGUUUAGAAGAACCAAAGGAUAAAAGAUUGCGCAAGGACACCAAGGAUAAGAUAGUGAGUCCUGUGAUUCCUCAACCAGGUGCUUGGAAGCCUCGAGCACAGCACAGGCCCAGUCAGGAUAAGAAGAAGAAACAGCAACAACAAGCAAUGCCAAACUUUAGAGAAAAGAAUGCUCGCUACCAAUAUGGCAAUUAUAACAGGUAUUAUGGAUACAGAAAUCCUCAUUGCGAAGUUGAUUCUCGACUUAAAGCAUUUACCAGGCGUCCAGAGCUAUUUCUGCGAAAAGAUAUUUUAGACAUCGGAUGUAAUAUUGGACACAUCACUUUGUCAGUGGCAAGAGAUUUUAGAGCGAAAAGCAUCACAGGAAUUGAUAUUGAUAGGACACUGAUCAAUAUUGCUCGAAAAAAUGUAAAGCAUUACGUGAAUUGCGUCCAAUCACCAGCGAGUAACGAGGAAAGCGAUAGAAGAGUAUCUGAUUCGGAUGCAAAUUUCUUUCCUAAGUCGAUGCCUAUCAGCUACGGGCCUGUAGACAUUCCGGGAUUCACGAAGCACAAACAUGACAAGGGAUUUCCUUAUAACGUCACGUUUGUCCAGGGUAACUAUGUAUUAGAUGAUGACGCUCUUUUGCACGCGGAGCAACCACAAUUUGAUACGAUCCUAUGUCUCUCUAUCACCAAGUGGAUACACCUCAAUUUUGGUGACGCUGGUCUUAAGCAGGCGUUUAAACGUAUGUACGCGCAAUUACGUCCCGGCGGUGUACUGGUGUUGGAACCUCAAGAAUGGAGCAGCUACAAUAAGAAAAAGAAUCUCACUGAACGAAUUUACAAAAAUUAUCGCAGCAUCGAGUUUCGCCCUUACAACUUUACGCAAUAUCUCUUGUCUUCCGAAGUAGGUUUCUUCAAAUGCGAAGUGGUCUCUAUCCCACAUCAUCCUUUCAGAGGAUUCCAGCGUCCACUCUAUUUGUUCACAAAGGAGGGCAGCCAAUCAAAUGAUGACGUUAUAAGUAUACCUGAUCGGCAAGAAAGCGAGCGAUUACAUGAAGCGGAGAGAAUGGAAUAUGAGCAGGAAUUGUUUCCAAAAACUACCAGUAAAGAGAAUAUGUCAGAGAUUAGUCCCCAAAGUGGCGACCAAUAUGAACAACUGGAGGACUUUUAUGUGCCUAGCACCAUAUCGUAUCACGACACACCAAGUCAUAAUAACGAACAUCAGAAUCAAGAUACAGAAAGCUGCUAUGACAUAAUUAUGAUGAAAGAAACGGAGGCGGGAGAUACUAAGACGCAUGAUAAUGAUAAAAAACUGGAAGACACGGGAGGAGAAGUGAGAAAUAAAAUUGAUAAAGUACUCGAAGAAAAUGAAGAAAUAAAAGAUGUAAUAGAAGAUGAUAAUGUUGCUUGCAAUCCUGAUAAGCAGAAGGAAUACAGCGUUAAUAAAACAGACAACAAUGAUAAAGAAAUGGCAAAAGUGGAAAAGACAAUAGAUGAUACUUGUGAGAGACAAGACGAUGAUCAGAAAAUAAUGGGGGACGAAAUUAUUGACGCUAAGAACUGUUAGUUUCGACAUUUUGACAUUUCCGUCCAUUUAUUUUUAUGUAUACCUUUGCCUUAUUCUUCUUGCUUACUAUAUCUCUUUUAUUAAAUUCUCAAUAGCUAUAAAAGGAAAUCUAAUAGUUUCUCCUUAUUUGGACUAUUAACAUAAAUGGAUGAACAAGUUGCUUGAAACUCGUUAGUAGUAUUGUGGAAUGUUCUAAGUACUAAUAAGAUUGAUAAAGAUUCGUUCGUUUUUAGUUUUAUCUGCAUAAGAGAAUUAUAUUGGACAAAUCAUUAUAAGGAACGAACGAAUUUUGUAAAAAAUUCGAUAGUAUUGAAUUGUUUAAGAUACAUUAAAGCGUAAAGAAACACGGCUGGCCAGUGCGCGUCGCUUCGCUUAUAGCGUGCACUUGGCGCGAGACACUACCGUGUCUCUUGAUAUUUUUUAAGUGCGAAUAAAAGUUCGUUCGUUUUUUCAUUUGUUUUAUUAGUGCAAGAGUCAUAUUGAGAAAAAACGAACGGAUUUUGUCAAAAACUUAGUAGUAUUAGAUUAAUGAACCAAUAAGAAUAAACAAAAAAUUAAUAAAAGUUUGUUCGUUUUUUUCUUUGUUUUCUGUUUAUCAAUAAAAAUUAUAUAGGGAAAAAACGAACGAAUUUUAUGAAAAAUUCAACAGUAAUUGAUUGAUGACAAAAUAAUAAUGAAUAAGGUUAAAUGUAUAAAAGUUUGUUUAUUAUUUUGUUACCAUAAAUAUCAUCUAACAUAUUAUCUUGCAACGGUGGACUCUUUAAUUAGUUAAUUCUGUAUUAAAAAAAAAAAAAGAAAAAUGGAAACAAUGUGUUACAGAAUUUUGUACACAUAUAAUCUUCAUUUUUCUUUUUACAUACACUAUUGUUCACCGAAAUUGUAACAUGGAAAACAUUAAACUAGUUUGUUAUUCUAUAAAGCACCAACUGUAAAUAUUUAGUUUCUGAAAAAUUUUAUUUAUA